AUGCUAAGAACUACUGCCUCACGAAAAAUUGUGCUAAGGAGGGGUCUAGCCAGCAUAAACACAGGAACUACCGUUGCAUCAAACAAAGCUUCACGUAAAUUUCGCAAUACCUUUUGGACUAUUGCCUUGUCAGCGACAGCAUUCUACGCUGGAGGUAUCAUAUAUUCGCAGAAAAAUGACAAAUUUGGAGACUUUUUCUCCAAUAACAUUCCUUUUGCCGAGGAUUUACUAGAAACGUAUGAACACUAUCACGACAGGCCAACUUUGUUUCUAGAAGAUUCCUGGGACAACUUGAAGGCAAAGAGCAGCAACUUAGCAUCUGGAUUAGCUGGCAGUUCACCAACCCGUAAAUCUAAUAGGGAAAACAUUGAAGUAAAGAAAAUCCUAUCGUUAGAUCCGCUAGAUAUCGAAACAGAAAAUUCUGAUCCACAACUAAAAGAAAUCAUAGGCUCUUUGAACGAUCUCAUCAACAGUUUAAAUGACUCAAACCUCUCCAUUCCCGAAACUAAAUUCAAUUCAAUGAAAAAGUCUAGCCAAAAUGUGCUUACGAAUAUAUCCCAAUUAAAUGAAACACUGAAGGAGGCUUUAUCCAAAUACAUGAUACAAAGAACAUCAGAAGUAAUCACAGAAUUAAACACGCAAUAUGAAAACUCAAAAAGGGAGUUUGAAGAAAAUCUACAGAAAAACCUAUUACAAGAGGUAGAUGAGUUUAAGGAAAACUUGACUAAGCAAAAAGACAAAGAACUAGAAGAAAAACUAAAGGCUAACGAAGAAUUGCUACAAGCCAAACAUGCGAAUGAAGUGGGCUUGCUAUCCAUCACUCAAGUUAAAGAAUUUAAUAAAAUUAUCAAAGACAAAAUUGAGAAGGAAAGAAAUGGCAGAUUAGCUCAUUUAGAGGAAAUAAACUCUGAAGUUAACGACCUCAGUAAAUCCAUCGAUAGAUCAAGCAAAAUUUUGAGUAAAAACGAAGCUCUAGUACAACUAACUUUCCAAGUAGAUGAGAUCAAAUCUAGGAUUAACAACAAUAUCUUGCCCGAUGUGAAUAUCGAUAAGGAACUCUCCAGGUUGAAACUUCUUUCCGGCCUUCUCUCCACUUUCAACAAGAAAUCUUGUUGCGGUGACGGCAAAAGCUGUUCCUGCAAAAAAGGCAAUAAAAGUGAAAGCAAAGAUGGGAAAGUAUCAUGCAAAUGCGAGCCAAAGAAAAACACUCCAUCGCUACUAAGCGUAGCUUUAAAUGAAUUAGAAUUCACUUGUAGCGGCAAAAAGAUCUUAUCGAAUGAGCAGAUCUAUAACAGAUGGAACUUGCUGGCAGACGACUUCAAGACAGCUUCUUUAUUGCCACCAAAUUCCGGUAUUUUGGGGCAAUUAACCGCUAAAUUUUUUUCCCUUUUCUUGUUCACGAAGACAGGUAAUCCCUCGGAUGCCACAGACUUCGAUUCUGUUUAUGCAAGGGUUGGCGAUAACUUAAGAGUAUCCAACCUCAACGAUGCCGUAGAAGAAGUUGUCUCCCUAAAGGGUUGGCCUCAUAAAGUUUGUGAAAGUUGGAUCGAAGAUGCUAGGAGAAAAUUGGAGGUCCAGCGCUUGGUAGAAGUUCUUGACUGUGAAAUAAGGACAUUAUGA
Saccharomyces paradoxus is the source of this 1620-nucleotide messenger RNA. It is a transcript of the gene MIC60, whose product is annotated as Mic60p. Gene Ontology annotation, cellular component: MICOS complex. Lineage: Eukaryota; Fungi; Ascomycota; Saccharomycetes; Saccharomycetales; Saccharomycetaceae. The record is from RefSeq and is a predicted model, not a curated record. The transcript has a single exon. The coding region runs from base 1 to 1620 and encodes 539 amino acids. Gene Ontology annotation, biological process: cristae formation.